This is a messenger RNA of Stylophora pistillata, 4756 nucleotides long. RefSeq lists its product as uncharacterized. The record is from RefSeq and is a predicted model, not a curated record. Lineage: Eukaryota; Metazoa; Cnidaria; Anthozoa; Scleractinia; Pocilloporidae.
UCAAAACGCAUCAUGAAUGUUCACUUUUAUCUGCUUUCGAUGGUUGUUUUUACGUCGAUGCCGGUAAAAAGUGACAGACAAUUCAUGGAAGAGCCUCGAACUGAAGUAGAAUAUCAGCCAAUAGGGGAAGUCGAACGAAAAGAGGUGAACGAGUCAUCAGUUUCAGAAGUGUCUAGCAACCCACUUCCAGCUGAGCCCAAACAUGCUCAAGUUGUCAGUAUAGAACACGUGAGUAAUAUAGAUCCAUCUCAGACGUCCAUGCCAGCAUCAGUCUCUGUUCAUCUUCCUGAGGUACCAACAAUAAGUGGUAGGCCUCCUGGAAGCGAAGAAGAACCAGUUUCCCCUCUUGCUCUCGAGCCAGAGCCACCUGUGGUACAACUACCUCAACUUCCAUUCCCUUUGACGACACCAUCAACAUCGACCCCUGCAGGUUGCCAUAAAAUGAUGGACUUGGGCAUUCUGAUGGACUCCUCUCGUUACGUCUCUCCAUCACUUUGGGAACAAGAAAAGUCAAUUGUUGUGACUCUAAUGGAAAAACUUGACAUAACUCCACUUGGAACACAUAGCAGUGUAAUCACAUUCAGUUCAGAGGUGGAAUUUCCGAUCCCAUUCAAUGGAUACAAAGACAAGGUUGAUCUAAAGAGGAAAGUCGCGGAGUUACCUUAUAAUUACCGCGAUGGAUUGUCUCGGAUAGAUCUUGGAUUGACUGCAGUCAUGGGGCAAAUGUUUGUUCCACGAGAUGGAGUCAGGAACCUGAAUAAAGUGCCAAGGGCUCUUUUGGUGUUAACCAACGGAAGAACAGACGGAUCACAAAGUGCAAAGAUCUUUCAAGCUGUUGAUGAUCUCAAAGAUGCUCAAAUAAAAGUCAUGUUCGUAAAACUGGGAAAUUUAAGAAAUCAAGAUUUCUCAGCGAUUGCAAGGAGUAAUUCUUUGGUUUUUAGCGAGAAUGACAUCGAGGGGCUGUCUGAGGCAUUGUUGGAUACGUGUGCUGAAAUCUGCAGCAAUGAAAAGAGUACAAAACCAGUGACGUUAGCAGCAUCAGUACCACCCACUGCACCUACACCUCCUCCUUGGCCUGCACCUCAACCUCCACCAGCUCCCUAUCCUGCACCCAUUCCGCAGCCUCCUUCUCAGUGUCUAUUUCCCGAAUGCAAGUUUCCUUUGGUUUGUGUUCAAGCUUCGAUUUAUGCGACUUGUGUUCCUCCUCCUGCUCCAUCAGCAUCCACCAACAAUUCAUGUUCUACACAUGGCCCAUGCCUAACAACAGUUAUCAAGACAGCGACUGAUACAACAACUUUAGUAUCAACCAGCACUCAAACAGAAACAAGUACAGCAGUUGCUACCAUAACGAACACUGAAAGAACAACAAAUACAGCACUGACCACACAGACCCACACACAGACAGAUGUUGUCACUGCAACUUCUACUCUGACUACUACAAAUACACAAGUAGCCACCAGCACUUAUCACACCACAGAAACAAGCACAGCUGUAUUAACGAGUCACCAGCCAGUAACCAGCACGAAGACUCUGACAACUACAAGUACAAGGAUAGUAAAUACCACUGACACUCAUACUAUGACUACUACAGAUGUGAUAAGAACGACAGCAACAACUACAAACAUUGUGACGAGUACUGCAAACAAAACUAACACACACACCUUAACAACGACUAAAACAGACACAGUUACUAGCACAGGAAUUACAACAAGCGCUUUACUGACCACAGCCACUACAACAAACACCGUUAAUACCACUCAUCUCGCGACAAAAACACUAACUAAAACUCUGACUACAGUGGCAACGCAAACUUCAACUUCAACGUAUAAUGCCACAAAUGUUAUUACUGCUACGACAACAUCUACAGCUACAGCCACCAGUACUGCUGUUUUGACAGCAACAAGCACUGCUAAGACCACGGAAACAAUGACGGCAACCAGUACAGCAGUCCUGACACAGACUUUGACCAACACUCACAACCAAACAUUAACACAAACUAAGACACUGACAGCAACCUCUACCAGUGUGGUAACCACUUGUAGCGCUAACUGCACCAAGAUAGAACCGACUCCCAGUCGCUCAACGAACACACCUACAGUGUCCUCUUCGAUGAGACCAGAGCCAGAAGCACCAGGCUGCGCCGUCAAUUACACCAAGUUAGGUUGUUUCAAAGAUGACAGAAAGAAACCCCGCCCAUUACCAGAGCUGCUUUUUACUGAUCGCGACUCACGUAGUGAGGUCUUCAGCGGGAAGACCAUAGAUUGGAAUAACUGGGACACAUAUAUGAUUGAUUUGGUUUGCAGAUGCGCUAAGGCGGCCAAAGCAAAGAAAUACAACUAUUUCAGCCUUCAGUACUUUGGCGAGUGUUGGUCUGGACCGGAAGCUGGAGAGACAUAUAAUCGGGCUGGAAGUUCUGAUAAGUGUGUUACCAAAGGUUUCAAGAAAUGUGAUCCUAGCAACAAACAAGAGUGUGUCGGCGACAAGAACAUCAAUUUUGUUUAUGGAAUUGAUGUAACAGUGCCGGUGACCACUCCAACUCAGACUCCCUCUACUACUCCACCGGUGACAUCAGUAACGGUAUCAACCUCGACCCAGCCUCCUUCUCCAACAUCACCAGUUAAACCCGAGCCAACUCCCAGUCACCCAGCCACACCUGUCGUGUCUUCCUCCGUGACACCAAACCCAGCAACUCCAGGCUGCACUGUCAAUUAUACCAAGUUAGGUUGUUUCAAAGAUGACAGAAAGAAACCCCGCCCAUUACCAGAGCUGCUUUUUACUGAUCGCGACUCACGUAGUAAGGUCUUCAGCGGGAAGACCAUAGAUUGGAAUAACUGGGACAAAUAUAUGAUCGAUUUGGUUUGCAGAUGCGCUAAGGCGGCCAAAGUAAAGAAGUACAACUAUUUUAGCCUUCAACACUUUGGCGAGUGUUGGUCUGGACCGGAAGCGGGGGAGACUUAUAAUCGGGCGGGAAGUUCUGACAAGUGCGUCACCAAAGGUUUUGAAAAAUGUGAUCCUAACGACAAACAAGAGUGCGUCGGCGAUAAGAAGAUCAAUUUUGUUUAUGGAAUUGAUGUUACAGGAACAGUUAUCACUCCAACAAAGCCUGCUACUCCAACACCACCAGAGGAGCCCUUAUGUGAUCAAGCUUUGGAUAUUGGGGUGGUCAUUGACUCGUCAGAUAGCAUAACAUUGGAGGAUUACAACCUGUGCUUGAAUUUUGUGGCCGAUUUAGCCAAGCGUUUUAAAGUAUCAGAACAGGAGACUCAUUUUGGAGCGAUAGUAUUCAGCACAACACCUCAGCUUCAAUUCAGUUUCGCGGACAAAGAAUUUUACAAACUUAAACGCCUGAGAAAGAAGAUAAGGAGUUUUCCUUAUUUGGCAGAGGGAACUAGAACGGACUUGGCCCUUACUCUUGCUGACUUGGAGCUGUUUUCUGAGCAGGGAGGAGACCGGCUCUAUAAGCCUGAUGUUUUGAUUGUUAUUACUGAUGGAAGAACUCACCCUGUGUUAAGCAAACCAUACCCAGAGGUUUUACAACCACUCCAGGCUAAGAAUGUUAGUGUCAUAGCUGUUGGCGUUGGAAAGGAUGCGGAUAGUAAGGAGUUAACAGCCAUAGCCAUGAAUGAUAAGAGUCACGUGUUAAAGGUCGAUCAGUACAAAGAUUUGGUAAAAAUUCUCGACGUUCUCUUAAAAGAAUCAUGCAAUAGAGCUAAACCUCUUACCGCCAUCAAAACACCUCCUCUGUCACCUACAAUGGCUGCUAACCUUCGUAAAUGUAACAUCGAGUACCAAAAGCUUGGCUGCUUUGUGGAUAAGGAGCGUAAGACUAGUGCACUUGCUCUACCUGAAAAGAUGUUGAACGAAAUCGUAAACUGGGAUCAGUGGAAUGUUUGGCUUCCAGAUUUCGUGUGCAGAUGCGCCAACUUAGUUUAUGAGAAAAACUAUCAUGUGUUUGGGAUUCAUUUUUUUGGAGAGUGCUGGUCUGGUGUCAAGGCCGGUGAUACAUACAAUAUGUAUGGUGCAGCAGAGCAGUGUUUAGAUACCAACCAACAGCAGUGUGGCGCCCAGUCAGUCGGAGACUGCUCAGGAGACCAGAAUUCGAGUUUCGUCUAUCGCAUUGUUAUCUCUCAAGGUGCACAAGUAGAACCCUCUCCAGUCCCUGAGACAGCUAUAAAAAGAGAUGGAUUAAAGGAGAACUGUCUGGUGGACUUCACAAAGAGAGGUUGUUUUAAAGAUUUGCAAAGUCGGAGACCUUUGCCGCAACUGAUGUUAACAGAUCUUGACAUGAACAACGCCAAGUUUAGCGGUUUCUCAGUAGACUGGGGAAGCUGGAACAGUUAUCUGGAGGAUGUCGUUUGCCGUUGUGCUCAGAUUUCGCGAUCAAAAGGUUUUGAUUAUUUUGGACUGGCAAAUUUUGGUGAAUGUUGGUCUGGAAAAGAUGCUGGAAAGACAUAUGAAAAAGAAAGCAGUUCUCCAUUCUGCAUUACAAAAGAAUUCGCUGAAUGUAAUACAGAAGAUGAAAGUGUUUGCAGUGGAAACAAGACCACUGCGUUCAUCUAUAGUGUGAAAGAGAAUAUGAACACCAAGAAAGGUAAUCAUGGAAGCGUACACUGAGUGGAAUAAUUAGUCGUUAGUCAUAAUGUAUUUACUCUUUUACAUGUACGACCUCUUAACGCACUGAUCACAAUUCAUUGAAAGAAAUUUAAAGAAAUUGCAGAAAGGAACCUGUAAAAAUUCAGACUCGAACGGGAUUUGA